Aureobasidium musti is the source of this 1440-nucleotide messenger RNA. The record is from the annotation of a GenBank genome assembly. Lineage: Eukaryota; Fungi; Ascomycota; Dothideomycetes; Dothideales; Saccotheciaceae.
AUGAUCUCUGCCUCUACUUUGGCAGCCCUCCUUGCUUUGGGCCAUGGUGUCCUUGGACAGCAGGCUGGCACCUCGACUGCUGAGAACCACCCUCCCAUGAGCUACCAGAAAUGUACCACUGGAGGUCAAUGCACCACUGUCAACACAAAUAUUGUGCUUGAUGCCAACUGGCGCUGGUUGCACUCGACCAACGGAUACACCAACUGUUACACUGGCAACAAGUUUGAUAGCACUCUUUGCCCUAACAAUGCGCAAUGUGCUGCCAACUGCGCUCUUGAUGGAGCAGCCAGCGGCAACUCUGUCAGUUUGAAGCUCAAGCAGGGCAACAAUGUUGGCUCUCGUGUCUACUUGAUCAACGGCAACAAGUACGAAAUGUUCAAGCUGAAGAACCAGGAAUUCACUUUCGAUGUCGAUGUUUCUGGUCUUGGAUGUGGUAUCAACGGUGCCCUGUACUUUGUCAAGAUGGACGCCGACGGCGGUCUUGCCAAGUACCCUACCAACAAGGCUGGAGCAGCCUAUGGCACAGGCUACUGUGAUGCUCAGUGUCCCAGAGACCUCAAGUUCAUUGCCGGCAAGGUGGGUAAUUUCUCUUCUUUCCUUGGAAAUCAUCACGCUAACUCUCGUACANNGGCAAACGUUGAGGGAUGGAAGCCAUCGAGCGGAGACCCUAACUCUGGAAGCGGAAACACUGGUUCGUGCUGUACUGAGAUGGAUAUCUGGGAGGCCGUAAGAGAAACAUGUGCCAUCCUUCGAUCCGACUCUUUACUGACCGUUUUUGCANNGAACUCCAUCUCCACCGCCCUUACUCCCCACCCUUGCACCACCAACGGUCCUUGCACUGGCAACACCACUUGCGGUACUGGCGAGUCUCGCUACGACGGCUACUGCGACAAGGAUGGUUGUGAUCUCAACCCCUAUAGAUGGGGUGCCCAGAACUUCUUCGGACCUGGCAAAACUGUCGAUUCAAAGGCCAAGAUGACUGUGGUUACACAGUUCAUCACGAACGAUAACACUGCUACCGGUACACUCACUGCCAUCCGCCGCCUCUACGUCCAGAACGGCAAAGUCAUCCAGCAGGCCAACACCAACGUUGCUGGUAUCACCCAGACCAACCAGAUCACCGACAACUUCUGCAAGCAGCAAAAGGCCGUCACUGGUGACCCUGAUUCGUUCUCGCAGAAAGGUGGUCUUGCAGGCUUCGGCAAGGACCUUGAUGCUGGCAUGGCUCUCGUCUUCUCUGUCUGGGAUGAUUAUGAUGCCAACAUGCUUUGGCUUGACUCCACUUACCCUGUUGGCUCCAACAAGGUUGGUGCUGCUCGUGGUACUUGCCCCACCACCUCUGGCAAACCCGGCGAUGUUGAGUCUCAGCAAGGCAAUGCUGCUGUCACAUUCAGCAAUGUCAAGUUUGGCGCCAUUGGCUCUACCUACAAGGCUCAGUAG